Seriola aureovittata is the source of this 1464-nucleotide messenger RNA. RefSeq names its product LIM domain only 3 (gene lmo3). The record is from RefSeq and is a predicted model, not a curated record. NCBI's taxonomy places the organism in Eukaryota, Metazoa, Chordata, Actinopteri, Carangiformes, Carangidae. Bases 637 to 1074 code for a protein of 145 amino acids. Gene Ontology annotation, biological process: positive regulation of transcription by RNA polymerase II. The transcript is spliced from 4 exons. Gene Ontology annotation, molecular function: DNA-binding transcription factor binding; transcription coactivator activity. Gene Ontology annotation, cellular component: nucleus.
GAAGGGUGAGUGUGGAGAGCUGGAGGUUGGGGAUCUAAUUACCGGGCCAUAAUUGGGGGCUGGGGAAUAGGUUGCCGUCCUCUCAACUCGCUGCAGAUCAAUUAUGUUAAGAGAACAUCUGUAAGUAGAGCUUAAUGAGGUCCAUUAGAGCAACAUGCGCUGCCUUCCCUAACGGUGCUUGUCAGCUUCUUGGAUGAGCUGGAGUGUGCUGCUGACUGGGGACCUGGUGGAGGGGCUUAAAUAGGAGAGGAGGCUCGACUCUCCGCCGCUUUUCCCCGCCAGAGAACCAGAGAGACACACGCAGACAGGCAGGGGGAGGGAGAAGGUGAGGAAGCAACAAGGGGGAGACGGAGACGCCGGGUCUGGGACGCGCAGCACCGCAGGGGGCGAACGGGAAGCCGAGUUUAAUAGUUUGAUCAAGACAUCCCAACAACUUGAGCAGAGAAAGCUGAAACUGUUCCCAAACUCGCCAAGUUUUUUUUUUUUUCUGUAGACAAUCUGGAGUUGAAGGAGCCGUGAGAAAGUUGCCGUGUGGACACUUUGAUCCAAAGUCAAGAGAAGACAAACAGAAGACGCAAACCAGCUGCAGCGUUUUGUAUUUUUUGGGCAUCCCUGGCUGUACUUCAAGGUAUACAAAUGCUCUCCGUCCAGCCGGACACCAAGCCAAAAGGCUGUGCCGGCUGCAACCGGAAGAUCAAGGACCGCUACCUGCUGAAGGCCCUCGACAAGUACUGGCACGAGGACUGCCUCAAGUGCGCCUGCUGUGACUGCAGGCUGGGCGAGGUGGGCUCCACGCUCUACACCAAAGCCAACCUCAUCCUGUGCCGGAGAGACUACCUACGGUUGUUUGGUGUAACAGGGAACUGCGCGGCCUGCAGCAAGCUCAUUCCAGCCUUCGAGAUGGUCAUGAGGGCCAAGGAGAACGUCUACCACCUGGACUGCUUCGCAUGCCAGCUCUGCAAUCAGAGGUUUUGUGUGGGAGACAAGUUUUUCCUGAAGAACAACAUGAUCCUGUGCCAGACAGACUACGAGGAGGGGCUGAUGAAGGAGGGCUACGCUCCCCAGGUCCGCUGACCCUCGUAGGCCAACACGGAGGGAGAGGAGGAGGAAGAGGAGGAGGAGUGGGAGAAAGAGAGAUACCGAAGGAGAGCUUGCAAUCACACAACAAAAAGCACUAUUGCCUCCUGUCCAUCUCCUGUCCCCCACAUGUACAUAACUAAGCAAGCCUCCCUGGGCGGGGACACGUUCUGCUGUACAAAAUAGCCAUAGAGACGCCAGUGUGGCAGGGGAAGGCCCUGGAAGCAACAACAAACUACGACUAUGAAAAAAAAUAGUUUGUCCAUUUCUUUGUUUGUGACUGACGGAUGCUGCCUCGUUCCUUCUGGCCAACAAACACCGGCUUCAGAGCAAUUUCUAACCAACAGGUGUUCCCGGUUGUUGGAAAAUAAAACAAAAAAAAAAAAA